AGGCUCGAGGCGGGCUGUAGAGGCUCGAGCCGGGCUGCAGAGGCUCGAGGCCGCAGGGAGAACCAGCGUCAGGCUAAUGAGACGCAGGACGCAGCCGUUUAAACAUCGCUGCGGUCGGCAAUUCGGAAUAUGUCGCUAACUUCGACUAACGCAGAUUUUUAGCACCUGACUGAGAAGUUAUUACAAUCUUCAGAAGGACCGUAAAGCUCCUUGGACCCUGAGAGGCGUCGAGCUCUCACCUGCUGCCUCCGUUCUCUCCAUUCUGCACCUGUCCUCGGUGCUGCAGGUGACAUGCCAUGGAUUUCCUCGGUGCCUCAGUUCUGUAACUCUCCCACAAUGAUCGUGAUGGUGGGGUUGCCAGCCAGAGGGAAGACGUACAUCUCCAAGAAGCUCACUCGCUACCUGAACUGGAUCGGAGUGCCGACAAAAUCGUUUAACGUGGGCCAGUACCGCAGGGAGGCUGUCAAGAUCUACAAGAACUUUGAGUUCUUCAAUCCUAACAAUGAGGAAGCCAUGAAGAUCCGCAAGGCCUGUGCAGCAGCCGCCCUCAAAGACGUCGCUGCCUACUUCUUAAAGGAACAGGGACAAGUAGCCGUAUUUGAUGCUACCAACACCACCAGGGAGAGGAGGGCAGUCAUCCUCAGUUAUGCAAAGGAGAAAGGCUACAAAGUGUUCUUUGUGGAAUCAAUCUGUGAAGUCCCAGAAAUCAUCGAAGAGAAUAUUAAGCAAGUAAAAUUUGGGAGUCCAGAUUACGUAGAUCGUGACAUAGUUGAGGCCAUGGAGGACUUCAGCCAGCGCAUCGACUGCUACAGGGCCAGCUACAUGCCUAUAGACGAUGAGAAGGACAGGAAGCUCUCCUACAUCAAGAUCUUCGACGUGGGCAGCAGAUACCUGGUGAACCGGGUCCAGGAUCACAUUCAAAGCAGGAUAGUUUACUACCUCAUGAACAUCCACGUCACCCCGAGAUCCAUCUACCUGAGCCGCCACGGAGAGAGCGAACUCAACCUCUCGGGUCGCAUUGGUGGAGAUUCAGGCCUCUCCCCUCGAGGACAGAAGUAUGCCAAUGCCUUGGCGACCUUCAUCAGAGGUCAGAAUAUCAGAGAGCUGAAGGUGUGGACGAGCCACAUGAAGAGGACCAUCCAGACUGCAGAAGCUCUGGGAGUCCAGUACGAGCAGUGGAAGGCCCUCAAUGAGAUCGACGCUGGUGUAUGUGAGGAGUUAACCUACGAAGAGAUCCAGGAGAAUCUACCAGAAGAGUUUGCACUGAGAGACCAGGACAAGUAUCGUUAUCGUUACCCGAAGGGUGAGUCCUAUGAGGACCUUGUCCAUCGUCUAGAGCCGGUGAUCAUGGAGCUGGAAAGGCAGGAAAACGUUCUGGUUAUCUGCCACCAAGCUGUGUUUCGCUGCCUGCUGGCCUACUUUCUAGACAAACCAGCAGAUGAGCUGCCUUAUCUAAGAUGCCCCCUUCACACGGUGCUCAAACUCACACCCAUUGCUUAUGGCUGUAAAGUUGAGUCGUUCUUCCUCAAUAUUGAAGCCGUCAACACACACAGAGAGAGGCCAGUGAACGUCGACAUCAACAGAAACCCAGAGGAGGCUCUGCAGACGGUUCCUGACCACAUAUAAAUACUGCUUUGCGAGAGAAGGACUACAAUCACGUGGAACUGGACGUGUUUGCUUCACUAAAUAUGAGAGAUGCACUCCAGUGAAAGGUUAAUGCUGAGGUUUGAUGCAGGAGGAGAUGGUGGAAAUAUGUCCACGACAGAAGCACACGGACUCCUGCUGCAGAUUCUGGUUUACGUGACUGCGAAAUCCUCCUGUGUCUUAUUUGACUAGAGUUUUCUUCUUUUUAUUUUAAUUUUUUAAAGUGUCACAUUGUUUACAAAUGAUUUAGAGGCACAACUGAAGCACUGUGUUGUGAGGCUGAGAGGAAAACGCUUACAGCUUGUAAUUGUAAUUUGUGUAACUGUUGUGUGUUGUUAAUAAUCUAAUUAUAAAGGUGGGUCAGCACCAUGGACAGCACCCAAACCAACAACACAUGUUGUACAUUUGGUGUGUAAUGUAGAUAAAACGCAAGGUUUGAAUGACAUAAUGUAAAUAAACAAAGACUCAAAAAUAAAUCCA
Messenger RNA from Cottoperca gobio, 2124 nucleotides. It is a transcript of the gene pfkfb1, whose product is annotated as 6-phosphofructo-2-kinase/fructose-2,6-biphosphatase 1. Gene Ontology annotation, molecular function: ATP binding; fructose-2,6-bisphosphate 2-phosphatase activity; 6-phosphofructo-2-kinase activity. Gene Ontology annotation, biological process: fructose 2,6-bisphosphate metabolic process; fructose metabolic process. The transcript is spliced from 15 exons. NCBI's taxonomy places the organism in Eukaryota, Metazoa, Chordata, Actinopteri, Perciformes, Bovichtidae. Gene Ontology annotation, cellular component: cytosol; 6-phosphofructo-2-kinase/fructose-2,6-biphosphatase complex. The record is from RefSeq and is a predicted model, not a curated record. The coding region runs from base 292 to 1626 and encodes 444 amino acids.